UCUCCACACGUCGUUUGGCAAACAGAAGGAACGCGGUGAUGCGCUUGCUCUAUUACAGGGGGCAAGCAGGAUAUUUUUGUGUCGAUGCCUAGCAUUCAGUAAGCUUGGCGACGAGUGCUCUUCUGCUCCAUUCUCUUAAGGCUGACAAUCGCCUGCCUCCCUCACUACGGCCAGUUAAAAUGGCCUGUGCGUAUGCGCAAGCAAGGCUGCUGCAGACCACCACCGCUUUGUAAAUACAUCAAUACAGGGCGCAACAGUGCAUGUCGGGAUCAGUAGUCCGUAGUGCCGCCUGUUUUUCGAGAGAGGGCGGUACAGGAGAACUACAAUUCCCGUGAGCGCCGGUGGACGGAGAGAGACGAGGGCGGAGGAAAAUAGUGCGAGCACCCUCGGUUGCUGCUUUUGCUACUUUACUGCAGCGGCAAUAAGGAAGCGGCUGAAAAGUCUCUCGCAUAUGACAAGGAAGGGAGGCAGCGGAGUGACCUGUCGGUUGCUUUGAUGAGAGGAGGGAGCUGGAGCUUUAAUUACUUCAAGCGGGGAGAGAGCGAAGGGGCUUGCGGUGCUUUUGCAGGAGGGGCAGCGACUUGCUUGUCCUGGCAAGCCGAGACUCGUGUUCGCUUUUUUUACACAGAGAAAGCCGGCGGGGGCGGGGAGGAGAGUUGUGUUUUCCUCUCCUCUCUCCGCACCUUCCUGGUGUCAAACUGAAGGGAAAGCUCCGUGAACUCCUGACGCAGGAGUUCAGACGGGCCAGGGCUUAAGCGCUCCCGCACGGUGUGUGGGUUCAGCUACCUGUCUCUGCAACGCCCCGCGGAACUUGCUUGGCCCAAGCGGUGCUAGAGGGAGCUAGCCCCCCCGCCCCACCUUCUCCCCUUCUCCUGCUUGACAAAAGCAGCCACGGAGGCGGUGUCUAAGUGCGGGAGCCGCAACGCCGCCUAGUUGAGUUACUUUACUUUCGAGGCUGCCGCCGGAGCCCAGUCCGGGCAGGGCAUGAACGGCUUCGGCCCCGAAGAAGUGACCCGCGGCGGGGGAGAAGCCGCCGCCGUGCCUGCCGUGGUGGCCAGCGCUGCGGCCGCGGUGGAAGUCUUGCCGCCCCCGCCGCCCCUCCCGCAGCCGCCAGCCGGGCUCGGGGCUGCUUCCUCCGCUGCCGCGGCAACCGCAGCAGGCUCGGCAGGUCCCCCUGGCGCUGCUGGCCCCGGCGCAGGGCAACUGUGCUGCCUGCGGGAGGAAGGCGAGCGGUGCAGCCGGGCUGCGGGCAACGCCAGCUUCAGCAAGCGGAUCCAGAAGAGCAUCUCGCAGAAGAAGGUCAAGAUUGAGCUGGACAAGAGCGCGAGACAUCUUUAUAUUUGUGAUUUCCACAAAAACUUGAUUCAAAGUGUUCGAAACAGAAGAAAGAGAAAAGGCAGCGAUGAUGAUGGUGACUCACCAGUGCAAGAUGUUGACACUCCAGAGGUUGAUCUCUUUCAGUUGCAAGUAAACACACUAAGAAGAUACAAAAGGCACUUCAAGCUACAGACCAGACCAGGACUUAAUAAAGCACAGCUUGUUGAAAUAAUUGGGUGUCAUUUUCGGACUAUUCCAGUGAAUGAAAAGGACACCUUAACCUAUUUCAUCUACUCUGUGAAAAACGACAAGAACAAAUCUGAUCUAAAAAUGGAUAGUGGUGUUCACUAAAUAAGCAGAUUUGUGAUUUGCAGACAUAAAGACUGUUUUGGAUAUGCUGAAGCUUUCUUUGUAACUGGUAUUCAGAGGGAUAAUUCUGAUGUUAUUUUUCAUGGGGAAAAUACUGCUCAUAAAUGAUAUUUCUGUGGUAAAAAUAUUUUAAAUAAAUACUAUUGAUGUUGUAGCGUU
Molecule: messenger RNA, 1845 nt
Organism: Hemicordylus capensis (graceful crag lizard)
Lineage: Eukaryota; Metazoa; Chordata; Lepidosauria; Squamata; Cordylidae
Gene: SAP30
Product: Sin3A associated protein 30
Exons: 4
Coding region: 985-1668 (227 amino acids)
Biological process (GO): regulation of DNA-templated transcription
Cellular component (GO): histone deacetylase complex
Molecular function (GO): protein binding; transcription coregulator activity
Source: RefSeq, a predicted model, not a curated record